Saccharomyces paradoxus is the source of this 2685-nucleotide messenger RNA. RefSeq names its product histone demethylase GIS1 (gene GIS1). Gene Ontology annotation, molecular function: histone H3K36 demethylase activity; histone H3K9 demethylase activity. The record is from RefSeq and is a predicted model, not a curated record. Gene Ontology annotation, cellular component: nucleus. NCBI's taxonomy places the organism in Eukaryota, Fungi, Ascomycota, Saccharomycetes, Saccharomycetales, Saccharomycetaceae. The transcript has a single exon. Gene Ontology annotation, biological process: chromatin remodeling. The coding region runs from base 1 to 2685 and encodes 894 amino acids.
AUGGAAAUCAAGCCGGUUGAGGUUAUUGAUGGUGUUCCCAUUUUUAAGCCGUCCAUGAUGGAAUUUGCAAAUUUUCAGUAUUUCAUCGAUAAAAUUACUAAAUUUGGGUUCGAGAAUGGUAUUGUCAAAGUCAUUCCUCCCAAGGAAUGGCUGGAGCUUUUGGAAGACUCAUCUGUUGUGGAAAAUUUGAAGACUAUAAGUCUCAACUCCCCUAUUCGCCAACAGGUCAAGCGAUGGGAAAAACAAGAAAACGGUAUUUUUACUAUCGAAAAUGAUUAUGACAAUAAAUCGUAUAAUUUAAUACAGUGGAAGAACUUGGCUACGAAGCCAGAUUCUCGAAUAAGCCAAAAUGAUUUUAACGAUGAAACUUUAAAGGAAAAUUGCCGCGUAGAUAGUCAACAAGAUUGUUAUGAUUUGGCAAAAUUAAAGGCUUUGGAAAGUGAUUUUUGGAAAACAACUGGUUUUUCGAAACCACUUUAUGCGGUAGAUGAAAACUCUUCGAUUUUCCCCUAUGAUUUGACUUUAUGGAAUUUUAAUAAUUUACCGGAUUCCAUAAACUCAAGUAAUAGGCAUUUACUUGCUGGCCAGGCUAAAUCCAUUUUCCCAUGGCAUUUGGACGAACAGAAUAAGUGUUCUGUAAACUACUUGCAUUUCGGUGGCCCCAAACAAUGGUAUUCCAUACCGUGCACAAAUACUGAUCAAUUUUUAGAAAUUUUAUCAAAGGAACUAUCAGGUAAUAAGGAAAAUUGUCCUGCUUUCAUCAAACACCAAAACAUCAUAAGUUCUCCUGAUUUCUUGAAAAAUAAAAAUAUAAAAUUUAAUAGAGUGGUACAGUUCCAGCACGAAUUCAUCAUUACCUUCCCCUACAGUUUAUAUUCCGGAUUCAAUUAUGGUUAUAAUUUUGGCGAAUCUAUUGAGUUUAUAUUAGAGCAGCAAACUGUCGUUAGAAAGCAACCUUUAAAAUGCGGCUGUGGUAACAAGAAGGAAGAGGAAAAAGCUGGGGCCUUUUCAAAUUUAUCCUAUGAUUCUAAUGAAUCGGAACAACGAGGAUCCAUUACUGAUAAUGAUAAUGAUUUGUUUCAAAAAGUUCGAAGUUUUGAUGAAUUACUAAAUCAUUCCUCUCAAGAAUUGCAAAAUCUAGAAGAUAAUAAAAACCCCUUAUUUUCCAACAUUAACAUGAACAGGCCGCAAAGUAGUUCACUUCGGUCUACUACACCCAAUGGCGUAAAUCAAUUUCUUAACAUGAAUCAAACUACCAUUAGCAGAAUUUCCUCCCCGUUGUUGUCAAGGAUGAUGGACCUAUCAAAUAUCGUGGAGCCCACUUUGGAUGAUCCGACUUCCAAAUUUAAAAGAAAAGUUUUAACUCCGCAAUUGCCGCAGAUGAAUAUUCCAGCCAAUUCUAGUAAUUUUGGUACUCCCUCUUUAACUAAUACGAAUUCCCUACUAUCUAAUAUAACGACCACCUCAACCAACCCAUCGACAACUACAAAUGGCAAUCAAAACCAUAAUAAUGUUAACACGAAUGGCGUUACCACAGCUACAGCUACCUCUCUCAAUAACAUUAACAGUAGCAAUAAUAGUACCAAUAAUAGUAGUAAUAAUAACGUUUCCACCGUGCCUUCCUCGAUGAUGCAUUCGUCCACUUUAAACGGGACUUCAGGUCUAGGUGGUGAUAACGAUGACAACAUGUUGGCUUUAAGUUUGGCCACAUUAGCUAAUAGCGCUACUGCAUCGCCAAGAUUGACGUUACCACCGUUGUCUUCACCGAUGAAUCCGAAUGGCCACGCCUCAUUCAAUGGCAAUAUGAUGAACAAUAGCAACAACAAUGGGAAUAGUAGCAAUGGUAACAACACAUAUUCUAAUAGUGCGGCUACUGCAGCCGCUACCACUACAUCAGCUCCUCAUAAUCUAUCCAUAGUUUCUCCUAACCCAACAUACAGUCCGAAUCCCUUAUCCCUUUAUUUGACAAACUCCAAAAAUCCAUUAAAUUCAGGCCUUGCCCCAUUAUCACCUUCAACUUCUAACAUCCCAUUUCUCAAGAGAAAUAAUGUGGUUACAUUAAACAUUUCAAGAGAAGCUUCAAAGAGCCCUAUAUCUUCUUUCGUCAACGACUAUAGAUCCCCAUUGGGUGUAAGUAAUCCACUCAUGUAUUCUUCCACAAUCAACGAUUAUUCAAACGGUACUGGAAUUCGCCAAAAUAGUAAUAAUAUUAAUCCCUUAGAUGCAGGUCCAUCUUUUUCUCCUCUUCACAAAAAACCCAAAAUACUCAAUGGUAAUGAUAAUAGCAAUCUCAGCAAUAAUAAUUUCGAUUACAGUUUCACCGGUAACAAGCAAGAAUCUAAUCCAGCAAUCUUGAACAAUAAUACUAAUAGUAAUGAUAAUUAUCGUACGUCUUCAAUGAACAAUAAUGGUAACAAUUAUCAUGCACAUUCUUCUAAGUUUGGUGAAAAUGAGGUCAUUAUGUCAGAUCAUGGUAAGAUAUACAUUUGUCGAGAAUGUAAUAGACAGUUCUCUUCUGGUCACCAUCUAACGAGACAUAAAAAGUCAGUUCAUUCCGGUGAGAAACCUCAUUCUUGCCCAAGGUGCGGUAAAAGAUUCAAGAGAAGAGACCAUGUUCUGCAACAUUUAAAUAAAAAAAUUCCAUGCACUCAAGAAAUCGAAAAUGCUAAAUUAGCUGAAUCAUAG